AUGUUUAAAAACACAAAACCAUUGUCUCUUGUUGAACAAAAACAGUUAUCUAAAUCUAUUGAAGCGUAUCAACAAGGAGUUAUGAUAUACUUACUUGUUAAAAGUGGAUUUGAAGUACGAGUAAAACGAUUAGAUAAGAGUGCAAAGAAGACAAUUCAAAAUUAUCCCAUUGUUUCAUUAAAAAAUUGUAAAACUGAAGAGAUUAUUCCUUUUCAACAAAAGGUUGAAGAAGAAGCAAGUUUUGCACGUAAUAGAGAAGAAAAAGAACAACCCUCAGAUCAAAUACAACGGCAUUAUGAAAGGAACAAAGUAACAAUUGCAUGUAAUCGAACUAUAGAAUUUGUAGAACAGUUAGGAUUUACUAUAGAACAACGAGGAACAAGAUCAACAAAAUAUACUGUAAAAUUAAAGAAAUUUUCACAAGUUAUUGGCAAUGGAAUUAAAAUAAGAAAAGAAGAUAUUUUUACUAUUGGAGGAAGUGUUAUGAAAUACAUUAAAGAUACUUUUGGAAAAAAUGAAGAAAAUACUGUUGGAGUAGAUUUAUUAAAUUCAUUAAUAAUUCCAAAAGUGAAUAUUGAUGAUAUUAAACAAGAAACAGAAGACGAUACUAUCACUCACAACGAAAAACUUAUUAAUUAUGAAGAACAUAAAGAAAAAGAAAGUGUUGCUGAAAGUCAAGAAAUAAAUAAAGAAAAUAAAAGUUUUAAUAAAUGUGAAAUUGUUGAUGAAUUUGAUUUAGGAAUAGAUAUUCCUAAUGAAUUUAUUAUCAAAGAAAAAAAGGAUUUAACAUCAGAAAUAACUGGAAGUAUUGUUCAUUCAUAUGACCCUAUCUUUUCAUUUUAUACUCCAAAUGAUAUAAAUUCAAAAUGGGCUAAAAAAUAA
Molecule: messenger RNA, 882 nt
Organism: Entamoeba dispar SAW760
Lineage: Eukaryota; Evosea; Mastigamoebida; Endamoebidae
Exons: 1
Coding region: 1-882 (293 amino acids)
Source: RefSeq, a predicted model, not a curated record